AUGGACGGCCUUUCAGGCGCAGCAAGCGUCAUCGCGGUAAUCGACAUAUCCGCCAAGAUCGUCUCGCUCUGUUACCAGUACUCCGUGGCUAUCAAGGACGCGAGAGAUAAUAUCGAGCGUGUACGAAGAAAGGUUAGCGACAUUACCCACAUUCUGGAGAAGAUCAAGCAGCUCCUCGACAGCCAGGACAAGACGCGGCUCUCUACUACUCAGGGCCUGUUUAGCUCGCUCGAACAAUGCCUAAAGGAGCUGGAAGGCCUAGAAGUGACGCUGGAACCAAGAAAGACCCGUAAGACCAUGAGCCGGUUCGGUUUCCGUGCGCUCAAAUGGCCGUUCACGAGCAAGCAGGUGGACAAGAUCGUUUUAGACUUGGAAAGAUACGAGCAGACAUUUGGCUUAGCACUACAGGCCGAUCAGACAGUCGUUGUGUCCAGCAUAGAUCAGAAACUAGAUCUAGCAAAACUGCCUGUCGCGAUAGACGCCUCCUUCAAUUCCCACAACGAAGAGCACAACGCACGGUGCCUACCAAACACCCGCACUGAGCUGCUAGACGAUAUUAUAAGAUGGGCGAACAAUAAGGAUGGCAAGCCUAUAUUCUGGCUGAAUGGCAUGGCGGGUACGGGAAAGUCUACGAUAGCGCGAACGGUUGCGCAGUCGUUCGCCAGUCGAGGGCAGCUCGGAGCCAGCUUCUUCUUCAAGAAAGGCGAGGGCGAGCGCAGCAAUGCCUCACGGUUCUUCACUACCAUUGCCACUGAUCUAGUCGCCUGCGAGCCAGACAUGCUACCAGGCAUCAGGAAGACGCUCGAUGAGGACUCGACGAUCUCACAUAAGGCCCUGAAAGACCAGUUCGAGAAGCUGAUCCUGCGGCCACUCCUGGGGAUAAAGCAGGCUCGUUCACAGGUGUUGGCACGUGUUGUUGUGAUUGACGCGCUGGACGAAUGUGAGCGAGACGCCGAUAUUAGAGCGAUUCUUCAGCUGCUUGCUCGGACAAAAGACAUUCGCCCAGUCUCGCUACGUAUCGUGGUCACCAGUCGGCCAGAGCUCCAUAUCCGCUUAGGCUUCAAGGAAAUGCCAAACGGCACGUACCAAGACCUAGUACUCCACCAAGUACCAAGAAGCAUGAUCGAACAUGACAUCCGUCUAUUUCUAGAGCAUGAGCUCAGUAUAAUACGAAAAGAACGCAUGCUAUCCUCAGACUGGCCAGCUCAACAACAGAUUCUCGCGCUAGUUGAGUUGGCUGUACCGUUAUUCAUCUAUGCUGCCACAGUGUGUCGGUAUAUCAGCAGAAAAGGAAGUAAUCCUACAGCUUUGUUAGAUAAGGUCCUGCAGUAUCAGAAAGCAACGUUUUCGCAGCUAGAUCGGACGUAUCUCCCUGUGCUUGAUCAGCUGCUUAGUGAGCAGGAAGAAGACGAGAAGGAGACGUGGCUUCAGGAUUUCCGAGAAAUUGUCGGCAGCAUUGUUGUUCUCGAAAGCCCACUAUCUGCUAUCUCGCUUGCUCGCUUACUGCAAGUUCCACAAGAAGAGAUUCAGUGUCGACUUGACCCGCUAUACUCUGUUCUUAGUGUUCCGGAUAAUAAGGACGCGCCUAUUCGUCUUUUACACUUGUCCUUUCGCGACUUCCUCAUCAAUCCCCAAAAGCAGGGAAAGAGCCCAUUCUGGGUAGAUGAUAAAAGAACGCACCGGAAGCUUGCAUCUCGCUGCCUUAAGCUUAUGUCUGGUUCUGGCGGUCUUUGUCAGAAUAUAUGCGGCCUCUCAGGCCCUGGGGUGCUAAGGAGCGAGAUAGAUGAGCAAACAAUUACCACCAGCCUGCCACCUGAUCUGCAAUAUGCGUGCCGUUACUGGGUUGACCAUCUCAAGCAGAGCAGGCAAGAUAUUGUUGAUAGAGAUGCAAUCCACCUCUUUCUACAUGAGCAUCUUCUUCAUUGGCUUGAGGCCAUGAGCCUUAUGAAAGAAUCAAGUAGAUGCAUUAACUUACUCGACAGCCUCCAGGCCCUUACUAGCCCUUCUGCAAACCUAGUGUUAGACUUUCUUUAUGACUCUAAGCGACUUGUGCUACGAUUCCAAUCCAUACUCGCAGAUGCGCCGUUACAGAUCUAUUACUCAGCGCUAGUAUUCGCACCAGAGAAGAGCGUAAUACGACAAACAUUCAUAGAUCAAGUGCCAGAAACUGUCAAGAUGCUGUCUAUGCGAGAAGCACACUGGGACGCAUGCCGCAACACACUCGAGGACCAUUCCUCCAUUGUCAGCGCGGUGGCGACGGGGACAUGUCGUAGCACGCUCGACGUACCUUUCGAGCAUUUCUCGUAUAUCAAUUUCUCACUAGAUGGCCGCGUACUCCACACGAACCAAGGCAACAUCUGCUUACCCCAAUCUUCUAUUCUCGAAUGUGUUCCCAGGCCGCAGUCGCAGUCCUUCUCUGUUCUAGUGCAAAAUCAAUGGAUAUUCCGCAACCAAGAACGUUUCCUAUGGCUUCCUCUAAAGUACCGGUCAAGUUUGACCGUCCCCCAAUUGCCGCUAGAAAUAGAUGACGCGAAAGCAAUUACAUAG
This is a messenger RNA of Bipolaris maydis ATCC 48331, 2547 nucleotides long. RefSeq lists its product as uncharacterized. NCBI's taxonomy places the organism in Eukaryota, Fungi, Ascomycota, Dothideomycetes, Pleosporales, Pleosporaceae. The record is from RefSeq and is a predicted model, not a curated record.